AUGGUUACCCCAUCUACAACCUCCUUCCAAUUCCCCCCAACCUACUCCUUCCCACCCUUCUUCACCCCGCAACCAAACACCUCAACCCGCCUCUCGCAACUCCAAAAAUGGUCAUCACUAAUCCAAUCCUACUGCCGUCACCAUCGCAUUUACCGCCUCUCCCUCAUAGAAGCCGUCGAGAGCCCACUAUUCCAUAACGCCGCGCUCCGGAAACGUCUGGGUCUUAGUGAGGCAGUGGCUGUGUUGGAUUGGAUGGCCAAGGCAGAGGAAGAAGGGGGUGGGGGGAAGAGAGCAGAGUGGAUUGAUGGGGGGAGUAAGACGGUUGCGUGGGUUUGGUGGAGGAGGCCGGAGGAGUGGGCGGGGAUAUUGGCCGAUUGGGUUGAGGCAACUGGGCAGAAAAAUACGGUGCUUACGGUAUAUGAGUUAAUUGAGGGCGAAGGUACCGCUUCACAAGAAUGGCACGGAAUGGAACAGGAGGUCAUGUUUAGAUCUCUCAAUGUCCUGGUCAAGCGCGGCAAGGCUCAGGUCUUUGGCAGUGAAGGUCAGGAAGGUGUCAAGUUCUUCUAG
Aspergillus glaucus CBS 516.65 is the source of this 567-nucleotide messenger RNA. Its product is annotated as ESCRT-II subunit protein VPS25. The record is from RefSeq and is a predicted model, not a curated record. Gene Ontology annotation, cellular component: ESCRT II complex. Gene Ontology annotation, biological process: protein transport to vacuole involved in ubiquitin-dependent protein catabolic process via the multivesicular body sorting pathway. Lineage: Eukaryota; Fungi; Ascomycota; Eurotiomycetes; Eurotiales; Aspergillaceae. The transcript has 2 exons. Gene Ontology annotation, molecular function: protein homodimerization activity; structural molecule activity. The coding region runs from base 1 to 567 and encodes 188 amino acids.